This is a messenger RNA of Camellia sinensis, 993 nucleotides long. NCBI's taxonomy places the organism in Eukaryota, Viridiplantae, Streptophyta, Magnoliopsida, Ericales, Theaceae. The record is from RefSeq and is a predicted model, not a curated record.
AUGUUAGUCAUCUUCAUGGAAGAUUGCAAGAUUACAAAUCCAGAUGAUUAUAACAAAAUUGUUUGUGCUGAAAUUCCAGAUUUAGACAAGUUUCCUGAUUUAUACGAAAAUGUUUCUAAACAUAUGAUGCAUGGACCUUGUGGAAUUUUAAAUCAAAAAAAUCCUUGUAUGCGCGAAGGUAAAUGCAAAAAUCGUUAUCCCUGCUCUUUUUCACCAAAAACAAUGCAAGGCAAAGACAGUUAUCCAAUUUAUAAGAAGAGUGAAGAAAGUUUUACUGUUAAUGUACGGAAUACUGUUUUGGAUAAUAGAUGGGUGGUACCUUAUAAUCCUUGUCUUUUGAGUCGAUAUAACUGCCAUAUUAAUAUUGAGAUAUGCUUAGGGGUGAAAGCAGUUAAGUAUCUUUAUAAAUAUAUUUAUAAGGGCCACGAUAAGAUUGUAGUUAACAUUAGUCAGAAUGAUGGAGAUAUCAUUAUUGAUGAAAUACAACAAUUCCAAGAUGCUCGGUGGGUAUCAGCACAAGAAGCCAUGUGGAGGAUAUUUGAAUUUGAUCUAAAUGAAAUCUACCCAGCAGUUAUAAAUUUGCAACUACAUUUGCCAAACAAUCAAUUUGUCUCCUAUUGGGAAAACCAAGACUUGGAGAACAUUAUUUAUUCUGAAACAGCUUCAAAAACAAUGCUCACAGAAUUUUUUACGUUUUGUUUGAAUGAUAAAUAUAAAAGGCAAUAUCUUUAUAGAGAAUUCCCAGAGCAUUUUGUAUGGAACAAACAAGGGAAGUAUUGGAAAGAAAGGAAAACAAGACAGGUUAUUGGUCAUAUAAACGAAGCAAACCCAUCUGAAGGUCAGAGAUAUUACUUGAGGCUUUUGUUAAACCAUGUUAGGAGUCCAACAUCUUUUGUUGAUUUAUUAAGCUACAAUGGUAUUCAAUUCUCUUCAUUUAAAGAAGCUACUGAAAAGAGAGGAUUGUUUCAAGGAGAUGAUUGGAUAUCAGAUUGA